This is a messenger RNA of Canis lupus familiaris (dog), 1855 nucleotides long. It is a transcript of the gene ZNF597, whose product is annotated as zinc finger protein 597. The coding region runs from base 275 to 1540 and encodes 421 amino acids. The transcript is spliced from 4 exons. NCBI's taxonomy places the organism in Eukaryota, Metazoa, Chordata, Mammalia, Carnivora, Canidae. Gene Ontology annotation, biological process: negative regulation of transcription by RNA polymerase II. Gene Ontology annotation, molecular function: DNA-binding transcription repressor activity, RNA polymerase II-specific. The record is from RefSeq and is a predicted model, not a curated record.
GGCGGUUUUCCCAGCAGCUCCAGCGUCGAGGAGCGUGGGAGCCUCGCAGUGGUCCCGGUUUUCCGUCAGGAGUGUGGGUUGGGCGUAGCCAUGUGCUAUUUCUGGCAGGGGUGGCGGGAGGCUUUCUAAGAUCACCAGUCUCGGAGCAGAAGGUGGGACCUGGCCCGCCUGGGGGUCAUGCCCUCCGAGGCUGGGCUGCGGAGAGGAGCGGUCGGCUCAGAUCUAUCCUGAAGUCAGUGUAGCCACUUGAGGAAGGCACUCCCACCCCACGGGGAUGGCGUCCGCGCUCCCAGCAACCGGGGCCCAGGGGCCAUUGCUGUUUGAGGACCUAGCUGUAUAUUUUUCUCAAGAGGAGUGUGUGAGUCUGUAUCCUGCCCAGAGGUCCCUCAGCAGAGACACUACACUGGAGUGUUUCGAGGACAUGGCCUUGAUGGGAGGGGAAGGCAAGACUGAGAUUCCACAGCAGUUAAAUCUAGAGUCUACGGGAUUUGAAGAACUUUCCCCAGAAAACUCCAUCGCUGUGCCCCUUGUCUAUUACCCAGAAAAAUCUGAAACUGGAGUUGGAGACCCAGAAAGAAAAGUAUCAGGUGGAGCUCCUGCUUGCAAGAAGAGGUUUAGAAGCCUAUUAGUUACCAUUGAAAACCAAACCCCAUUACUAGAACUAUCUCAAUGUUUAGGAACCAAAGCACUUUCUGAAAUUCUUGAAUUUCCUGGGGAAGAAGCCAAAAAUUUGUACAAGUGUCCUGAAUGUGAUGAAAGCUUCAGUGAUAAUUCAUACCUUGUUUUGCAUCAGCAAACUCAUUCAGGGGAGAAAAAACAUAAAUGUGGUGACUGUGGGAAAAUUUUCAAUCAUAGAGCCAACCUGAGGACACACAGGAGAAUCCAUACUGGCGAGAAGCCUUAUAAGUGUGCUGAGUGUGGCAGCAGCUUCCGCCAGCACUCACAUUUGUCUCGGCACAUGAAUGUCCACGUAAAGGAGAAACCCUACACGUGUGGCAUUUGUGGGAGAGGUUUUUUGUGGCUCCUAGGAUUGUCACAGCAUCAGAAAAUCCACACUACUAAAAAAGCCUGUGAAUGUACUGACUGCAGUAAAUAUGGUCAGAAAACAAAUCUUGCUCUGCAUGAGAAAACACACACAUUAGCCACCCAGUACGACUGCACUCAGUGUAUGAAGUGCUUUGGGAAGCCCUCGCUCCUUAUCCUUCCUGAGCAGGGACAUGAAGAUGACUCUGAACACUGCAGCGACUGUGGGGAAAAUAUGCUUUUGUUCUCAAAAUUCAAACCCUUAAAAUGUCCUGAGUGUACGAUGACCUUCCUUCGUGUCUCUGAGCUAAUUUCCCAUCAGAGCAUUCAUAGAGGGGAAAAACCCCACAAAUGCAAAACAUGUGCAAAAAGUUUUAUUUUGGAUUCAGAGCUUGCAUGCCACCAGAAGAGCCACACAGGAGAGGAACCUUUUAAAUGUACCAUGUGUGGGAAAAGUUUCAAGUUGUAUAUGCAUCUCAUUGUUCAUCAGCAAAAACAUAAAAAAACCACCAUGUAAAUAAACUAAGUUGUUGUUAAUGCUGUACUUUUCAGUAUGUAUACUGAAAACUGGGGACCAGUUACUCUUUAUGUGCUAGGGAUUUUACAUGCAUUCUAUAUCACAUGUCACUUUGUCUCCAGCACAACCUUGCUUUAGGUACUAUAUAAUUUCUAUUUUAUAACUGAGGACGCAUAAUCAACGACACAGCUAGUGAAUGAAGCCAGGAUUCUAACUCAGUAACUCACUCACUGUUCACAUUCCAUUUGUAUGAACUAGAGAAUGAUAAUGAAUUUUUUUAUAUCAGUUUUCAUUAAAAUGAAAGUUUUGCUAGAA